Molecule: messenger RNA, 1934 nt
Organism: Calypte anna (Anna's hummingbird)
Lineage: Eukaryota; Metazoa; Chordata; Aves; Apodiformes; Trochilidae
Gene: RTF2
Product: replication termination factor 2
Exons: 9
Coding region: 58-990 (310 amino acids)
Biological process (GO): site-specific DNA replication termination at RTS1 barrier; mitotic DNA replication termination
Cellular component (GO): nucleus
Source: RefSeq, a predicted model, not a curated record
UCUCCCGGAAGAAGUGUGCGGGGAGCGGACCCGGAAGCGCAGCGGUGUGGGGGGAAGAUGGGGUGCGAUGGCGGCACCAUCCCCAAGCGGCACGAACUGGUCAAGGGGCCCCGCAAAGUCGAGAAGGUUGACAAAAACGCUGAGCUGGUGGCAAGGUGGCACUACUGUGCUCUGAGCCAGGAGAAGCUUCGUCGGCCAAUUGUAGCCUGUGAGCUAGGCAGGUUGUACAAUAAAGAUGCUGUCAUUGAGUUUUUGCUGGACAAGUCAGCUGAUAAAACUCCCAUGGAAGCUGCAGCCCAUAUCAAGAGCAUUAAGAAUGUAACAGAACUAAACCUGACGGAUAACCCAGCUUGGAGUGGUGAUAAAGAGAGCAUAAAAGGUGACAAGUAUGAUGACAUCCAGUCUGCAUGCUUUAUAUGCCCUGUUGUGGGACUGGAAAUGAAUGGAAGACACAGGUUUUGCUUCCUGAGAAACUGUGGCUGUGUGUUCUCUGAACGUGCUCUCAGAGAAGUCAAAACAGAAGUUUGUCACAAGUGUGGUGUUCCCUUUCAAGAGGAAGAUGUCAUUAUCCUUAAUGGUAAUAAAGAAGAUGUGGAAGUAUUGAAGAAAAGAAUGGAGGAUAGAAGACUUAAAAGCAAAUUAGAAAAGAAAUCAAAGAAGUCUAAGCCUGCAGAAUCAGCUCCCCGACAAGAGCCCACUGAAGAUUCUCCAGGUCCCUCAAAGCCUAAGAAUGAAAAAGACUGUAUCAAUACCAAUUCUGGGGAAAAGAGGCAGAUUAUCUUCACCAAAAGUUCAGAUAAUGGAAAUUCAUCUGUGCCAGGAAAAGUCAAUAAGAUCAAUAAGGCUUCUUCUGCCACUGUGAAGAGAUCCAUUGCAGACAGCGAGGAGAAGUCUGAGGCAUACAAAUCUAUUUUUACAUCACACAGCUCAGCAAAACGUUCAAAGGAAGAGUGUUCCAAUUGGGUUACUCACACAGCAUAUUAUUUCUGAAACAAUGAUGAGCCUGAUUGUAACAUUCAUUACUUCUUUCCUUCCCUUAGGCUUUUUCUGUACAACUCUGAUACAGAACUUGUAUUGUAAUCUGAUGUUAUCUGGAAUUACUCAGUUUGUAAGUUGUUUAUAAACUUGUGUUAUUUGCAGCUUUUGUUAAAUAAGAAAUAGAUCACCAGAAUCCAUGUUUUAUCAGCAGACUUCAUUCUAAAAUGAUGGAUUAUUUGCACAAUUUUUUUUCUUUUCUUCUCCCAGUUGGAUGCUAUCAUUCUUUGCCACAUUAGUGAGCGUCCUCAGUAGGAGGAGUGAGGGUUGAAGGAUCUGCCUUCUAUCCACUUCUGUUGAUAUUUGCUGCAACUGUAUUUAUAGUUUUCAACGUAUUAGUGCAGAAUAUCAAACUUUUCAGAACUUUCUGAUAGUAAAAAGAGCAAUAAAGCUGUUGUUUUGUACUAACUAACUAGGCACUUGGUAGAAUAUAUCAGUAGAACUAAUAUAUCUUUCUUAAGGGUUCAGUUUGCAAGUAGUUUACCUUUUGAUGGACUAUAUGAAAGCAUAAUCUUUGGACAACAUUCUUCUUGUAUAUAUUGUUGUAGCCUGUUUUUAAUAACAGGAUAUUCCCUUGUAAGUCAUAAUCUAUAAAGGUGAGCCUGUAAUAGUAAGGCUCUUGUUUGGGUUUUUUUAAAGUUAGAAGCAUCAGGUCUGAGCUUACUUUCCUCUGUCACAAGACCAGUAUAAACUGGAACCAAAAUAAGAGUUUCCUUAAUUUUCUGUUGAAACAGUAAGGUUCUGAGUACACCUCUGCAAUUUGUCAUUCUAUUUGACUGUUAAUUGCUUUAAACAGAGAUGCUAAACGUGGUGUGUUGCUCCAUUUUGCUUUUAUAUUUAUGCUUUUUAUCCCUGUGACAUUGAUUUGAAUAAAACUUGCUCUUUCCCUGUGACUGUAA